GAGUGACAGACAGACAGUGAAUGUGUUUUGGUUUGCCUUCAAUGCCAACGCCUGACCAACACUUCCCACACAUCACUCACAUGUCAUCCGAAGACAAUUCACCGAUCAGUCAAUGAUCACCGCAUCGGUCGCUGUUGUGGUGUGUCUUACGUAGGGAUCAGUUGUCUGUAUGGAUAGCAGUGAUUGUGUUUUGACUGUAUUUUUGUCUCAUUUGUAUUGCAUUUAAAUUACUGAUCAAUUUGUGACCAAAUCUUAAAGUCGAUGACAUUAUAGCUUUGUUUGUGUCAAUCGGUGGUCACCUUUCAGUGUCUUCUUAUCGACGACAUGGACUUCAGCGCCAAGAGUUUCAAGGGUUUGGUCUCCGAUGUCGGCACUGUCUUCACGCGAGCCAAACAGUACGCCGAAGAGACGAUCGGAACGGCAGAGAAGACCGAAUUGGACGCACAGUUUGAGAGUUUGGCCGAAAGGGCCGACAGGACUAAACUGUGGACCGAACGCAUCGUCUCGAAGACCGAAUCAGUAUUACAGCCAAAUCCAAAUACUCGUUAUGGAGACAUGAUUUUUGACAAAUUAGGUCCCAUUCAAAGGGAACGGAUGCGUAAUCUGGAGGCGUUGGGCACCGAUAUGAUCGACGCCGGCAUAGAGUACGGUCCGGGAACUGUUUACGGCAGUGCUCUCAUCAAAGUGGGGAAAGUGGAGCAAAGUCUCGGACAAACUGAACGCGAAUUUGUGGCCAAUUCUGACCGCAGUUUUGUGCAGCCGUUGCGCAAGUUCUUAGACGAAGACAUGAGAACUAUUACUGUAAGA
This is a messenger RNA of Medioppia subpectinata, 807 nucleotides long. The record is from the annotation of a GenBank genome assembly. Lineage: Eukaryota; Metazoa; Arthropoda; Arachnida; Sarcoptiformes; Oppiidae.